Molecule: messenger RNA, 3082 nt
Organism: Amphibalanus amphitrite
Lineage: Eukaryota; Metazoa; Arthropoda; Thecostraca; Balanomorpha; Balanidae
Product: chorion peroxidase-like
Exons: 4
Coding region: 1-3078 (1025 amino acids)
Biological process (GO): response to oxidative stress
Molecular function (GO): peroxidase activity; heme binding
Source: RefSeq, a predicted model, not a curated record
AUGGCACGGAGGGAGUGUGCUGCGACCAGUUCUACGGAGACAGCAGUUCUGUGCUGGCCGCUGGACUAUCUCCAGCGCUGCGUCCUAGAAGACGGCUCCGACGGCACCAUCUGCGCUCCAUCCCACCGUCCCCCCGCGCCGGUACGCCUCCUGUCUCCGCCCGGCCAAUGGGUGCUGCGGGCUCCUCUGGGCUCCUUCUCGGCCGAAGCAGCUCUCCGGCGGUCGGCCAGCGCCUCGGCGCUACUGAGCGAGCUGGAGGAGCGUCUGUCGGCGGCGGCGCGCCGGCCCGGCCCCGAGGAGGCCGACCUGACCGAGCUGACGACGGCCGCCGGCGGCGACCCGGCCGUCCAGCAGGAGGUGGGCAGGAUCGGCCUGCAGCGGCUCCACACCGUCCAGGCCGUCGGCAACCAGACAUCGCUGUCAUUGGAGAGGAUCCCCGCUGAAUCGGAGACCGUUGAUGAUGCCAAAUACCGUAUUCCGGGCUGCGUGCCGGCGACUGAGACCCACUGCGACAGAUCAGCGGCCGCCUACCGGACUCUCGGGGGACACUGCACGAGCCUGAAGAGUCCUCUGAUGGGGCGAGCUCUCACGGGCCUAGGGCGACUAGCUAGCCCAACCUUCGGCGACCAGAUUUUCUUCACCCCACGAAGUUUGGACGUCAACGAAUCUCCCCUACCGGACGCCGAAAAAGCCGGGAUGCUGGUGGUCCACCAGAACAUCCCUGAAUCACCGAAUCUCUGGACCUCCACGCUCUCCGAGUACUUGAGCCUGGACCUCUCGCGUAUCGCACCGUUCCGACUGUCGGACGGCCGCGAACCAGCCUGCUGCGCCGAGAACCACCCGGCUUGUCUUCCACUCCGCGUGGCCGACCGGUGCGUCAGCUUCGUGCGAGCGCUGCCGGCGCCCGAGCUGGACUGCGUGAUGCGGCCGGCGGCAACGCUGUCUGCCGCCUCCUCCUACGUGGACCUGGAGACGCUGUACGGCAGCUCAGAGGAGGCCGGCAGGCGACUGAGGACGCUCCGCGGGGGCCGGCUGCGGGACGACCGUGGCCUUCUCGACGAGGUGCCCAAACUGAUUGUGGACUUGGACAACCAGCUGCAGGGUUCUUCGGAAGAUGUGCUGCUCCGGCGGCGCCGCUGGGCGAACGGCGCAGACCGGGAAAAUGUGGCAGAGAUAGCGCCAGAUGCUGAGGUCCGGCUCGUCACCAGGCACUCACUCCGGCGAAAGGGAAGGCAAGGCAACGGCAACGGCAACAACGGCAACGGCAACGGCAACAACGGCAACGGCAACGGCAACAACGGCAACGGCAACGGCAACGGCAACGGCAACGGCAACGAUGACGAUGAUGGAGAAAAGGGAGAUAAGGGAGAUAAGGGCGAUCCAGGGGAAAAGGGAAUGCAAGGCGAAAAGGGAGACACGGGUGAAAAAGGAAUGCAAGGCGAAAAGGGAAUGGAUGGUGAAAAGGGUAUGCAGGGUGACAAGGGAGACCCCGGUGAAAAGGGAAUGAAAGGAGAGCCAGGAAUGAAAGGAGAAAUGGGUGAAAAGGGAAUGCAGGGUGACAAGGGAGAUAUGGGUGAAAAAGGAAUGCAGGGUGACAAGGGAGACAUGGGCGACAAAGGGGAUACAGGAGAAAAGGGGAUGAAAGGUGAACCGGGGAUGAAAGGAGACAUGGGUGAAAAGGGAGAAAUGGGCGAAAAGGGAGACAUGGGCGAAAAGGGCAUGAAGGGCGAACAGGGCAUGAAAGGAGAUAUGGGUGAAAAGGGAAUGCAAGGUGAAAAGGGUGAACAGGGGAUGAAAGGAGAACCGGGUGAAAAGGGAAUGCAAGGAGAAAAGGGUGACCCAGGAAUGGAUGGGGAAAAGGGUAUGAAAGGCGAGGUUGGAGAAAAGGGCGAUCAAGGCGAGAUGGGGAUGAAAGGCCAAACGGGCGAAAAGGGGAUGAAAGGAGAAACAGGAAUGCAGGGAAUAAAGGGUGAGCAAGGAGAGAUGGGAUCCAAAGGCGACAAGGGAGACCUGGGCCCGGCUGGUGCCAAGGGUGCCAUGGGCAAGGCGGGAGCCAUGGGGCCGAUCGGCCGGCCGGGCCCUCGAGGUCCCCCCGGGCGGGUGCGAGUCGCCAUCCCGAACAGGUACGGUCUGCACGAGCCGCGUCGGCUCUGGGCGCCAGAGCCGCGUUCCUCGACGAUCCCCCGGCCAGCAUCCAGCUCCUCACCGGAUCAGCUCAACCGAGUCCUCCUGAGGGAGCACAACCGUGUGGUGGAGGCGCUACGUCGCAACCACCCCCUCUGGGAGGACGAGCGACUGUUCCAGACGGCGCGUCGCGUGGUGAUCGCUCAGUGGCAGCACAUCACCUACAGAGAAUACCUCCCGCACAUCCUGGGACCCGACGCCACAAGGGUUGUCUCACUUACUCCGAACGACGAGGAUGAUGUCGAUCCAACAGUGAGUGUCGAGUUCGCGGCGGCUGCGUUCAGGUUCUGGCAGCGACCGCGGCCGGUGACAAAACGACGGGUAGUCAGCGGCAUUGGCAGUAGUGCAGCCUUCCUCGCCAUGCUUCAUGGUACAGAAGGAAAGUCGGCCAACCACGAAGACAGUGCUGCCAAGGAGCUGGCCGCCGUGGAGGUGCUGCGCGGCAGGGAUCUGGGUCUGCCGUCAUACACGGCCAUCCGUCAGCUCUGCUCCGGACAACCGGUGACCAGCUGGACAGAUCUGGAGACCGCCUUCGAGCGUCGGGAACUGGAGGAACUCCGAGCCACCUACUCCAGCCCCGACGACAUUGACCUCUGGGUGGGCGGGAUGCUAGAGCGUCGCGCGCCCUUGGCCAGGGUGGGACCCACCUUCCAGUGCGUGAUCGCCGACCAGUUUCGGCGGCUGCGCGAAGGCGACCGGCUCUUCUACGAGCGCAGUCUGAGCGGAGAACAGCUGCGGGAGGUGCGCAAGGCCAGUCUGGCGCGCCUGCUCUGUGACAACGAGGAGGGUCGUACUGCCGCGGCGCCCCUCGUGCUGGAGCCUCCCACCGAGAGGAACAAGAUCACACCGUGCUCAUCCAAGGCUAUUCCCGAGGUUGACCUUAGCCGUUUCUAGUGUA